Molecule: messenger RNA, 975 nt
Organism: Lemur catta (Ring-tailed lemur)
Lineage: Eukaryota; Metazoa; Chordata; Mammalia; Primates; Lemuridae
Product: olfactory receptor 52K1-like
Exons: 1
Coding region: 1-975 (324 amino acids)
Biological process (GO): G protein-coupled receptor signaling pathway
Cellular component (GO): membrane
Molecular function (GO): olfactory receptor activity; G protein-coupled receptor activity
Source: RefSeq, a predicted model, not a curated record
AUGACUACUUGCAACACCACGCAGGGCCAUCCUUCUUUCUUCAUUCUCCAAGGCAUUCCUGGGAUGGAAGACAAACACAGGUGGAUGUCUAUCCCCUUCUCCUCCAUGUACUUUGUCACCGUGAUUGGGAACUGCACGAUCCUUUUCACCAUCUCCACAGAGCGCUCCCUGCAUAAGCCCAUGUUCCUGCUCCUCUGCCUGUUAGCUCUCACGGACCUGGGCAUGUCCACAACCACCAUUCCCAAGGUGCUGUGCAUUUUCUGGUUUGCCCAAAGUGAGAUCAGCUACCAAGGCUGCCUGGUUCAGCUGUUUUUCAUCCACUCCAUCUCUGCCAUGCAGUCAUCUGUACUGAUGACCAUGGCCUUUGACCGCUAUGUGGCCAUCUGUGAGCCCCUACACUAUGCCACCAUCCUUUCCAAUAGUCGUGUUGGGCUCAUUGGCCUAGUGAGUUUGGCAAGAGCCAUCCUCUUUAUUCUCCCCAUGCCCAUCCUCCUCCAGCGGAUGCCCUAUCAUACCAAUCGCAUCAUCCCUACCACCUACUGUGAGCACAUGGCUGUGGUAAAGAUGGUUUGUGUGGAUACCACAGUCAACCGGAUAUAUGGUCUGGUGGUGGCCUUGCUGGUUGCUGGGCUGGACCUCUCAGCUAUUGCUUCAUCUUAUGUGCUGAUCAUCCGGGCUAUAAUGCGUCUCUCUUCUAAGGAAGCCCACCACAAAGCAGUCAACACAUGCACCACACACAUCUGUGUCAUGCUUAUUUCUUACACUCCCUCACUCUUCUCUUUUCUCACUCACCGCUUUGGCCGAGGCAUUCCACCCCAUGUCCACACCAUUCUUGGCAACCUCUACUUCCUUGUACCGCCAAUGCUCAAUCCUAUAAUUUAUGGAGUGAAAACUAAGGAAUUUCGGGACAAAGUGACCAAAUAUGGUUGCUGGAGGAAAGAGCCCAUAACAGUCCAUGGUCAGAAACUUGUCUGA